CCUGGUAGACCAGGACAAGGUGGAUCUGGCGGACAAGGAGGGCAAGGUAGACCAGGUGGACCUGGCAGACCAGGAGGGCAAGGUAGACCAGGUGGACCUGGUAGGCCGGGAGGAGAAGGCAGACCUGGUCAACCUGGUAGGCCAGGUAGACCAGGCGGACCAGGUAGGCCUGGUAGACCAGGACAUGGUGGAUCUGGUAGACCAGGAGGACCUGGUAGACCUGGCAGACCAGGAGGGCAUGGUAGACCUGGUAGUCCUGGAGGGCAAGGUGGAUCUGCUGAGUGUGGACUUCCUAAACACGGUAGUGCUGGUAAGUUUAAGUACAACGUUGGAAAUAUAAUGAUG
Molecule: messenger RNA, 345 nt
Organism: Anneissia japonica
Lineage: Eukaryota; Metazoa; Echinodermata; Crinoidea; Comatulida; Comatulidae
Product: translation initiation factor IF-2-like
Exons: 1
Source: RefSeq, a predicted model, not a curated record